AUGUUUAAAAAACUUAGGUCGUUGGUCUCCUACUACAUCGCUGGUGACUCCUUGCUCCGCACAUCGGUUUUCCUUGCUCUGCUCAACCACCACCACUAUUCACCACCCACAAAUGUUCUCUUCUAUCCUUUCUCCCCCACGAUGAACACUACUGUCUUUCCCUUACAACAUCGUCGACCAUCAUCUUCUCUAUUAUCUCAUGCAUGUACAAAACCCUCAAACCGAUGGUUUACCAGAGGAAACAAAAAGACGAACUCAGAUGAAAAUCGGGUAGCUGGAGGUACCUCACAAUUUUAA
Messenger RNA from Lactuca virosa, 297 nucleotides. The record is from the annotation of a GenBank genome assembly. Lineage: Eukaryota; Viridiplantae; Streptophyta; Magnoliopsida; Asterales; Asteraceae.